AUGAUUGACCCCCGACCCUUACCCAACCCCGCCUCCCACCUCGCCUUACCCCAUCCAACCCCACUCCACAACACCCGACCCCAUCCCAGCCCAACCCACACCACCCGUCCCCAUCCCAUCCAACCCCACUGCACACCACCCGACCCCAUUCCAUCCCCAGCCCAACCCACACCACCCACUCCACACAGUGAAUGUAGUUCUUGUACACCCGACCCCAUCUCAUCCAAGCCCACCCCAACCCCGACCACACCACACCACCCGCAGCCCAGCCCAGCCCAGCCCAACCCACCCGUCCCCAUCCCGUCCAAGCCCACCCCACACCACCCGACCCAAUUCCAUCCCCAGCCCACCCCAACCCAGACCACACCAUCGAUUCACCCCGCAGCCCAGCCCAGCCUAGCCCACCAGCCCUCACUUCAAUCUACACACGAAAUCUUUCCAUUAGCCUACAUCACUUGA
This is a messenger RNA of Patiria miniata (bat star), 459 nucleotides long. RefSeq names its product extensin-like. Bases 1 to 459 code for a protein of 152 amino acids. The transcript is spliced from 2 exons. The record is from RefSeq and is a predicted model, not a curated record. NCBI's taxonomy places the organism in Eukaryota, Metazoa, Echinodermata, Asteroidea, Valvatida, Asterinidae.